This is a messenger RNA of Coregonus sp. 'balchen', 13556 nucleotides long. NCBI's taxonomy places the organism in Eukaryota, Metazoa, Chordata, Actinopteri, Salmoniformes, Salmonidae. The record is from the annotation of a GenBank genome assembly.
AGUGGCUCACAGACUGCACAAUUUCAUCUACUCCAAUUCAUUGCAGUAUCUCCCUCAUUCUGCACGUUGCACAGUUUGGACAAGGAGACCAAAUUCAGACUGCUGGCAGUUCUCAUAAAAUAAAAUGGUGAAAUAUAUGAGACAGCAGAGCGAGAUCCUUUUGGAGUCGGAUGCGUCCAUGGACCAACAGGAUUUUAGCGAUAUGUCUGGAUAUUCCGACGUCCUAUAUUCCGAAUGUUCCGCAAUGGACCAAAUCGACACUUUCAUGAAAAACGUUCAGGUGUUGCUGGAUGCAGCAAAUUACAUUGAGAACAAUGAAAAGAACAACGGAAGUAAGUAAUGUAGGCUAUUCUGGUGAUUUCAGAGGCAGACUCGCCAAGGCAGACAACAAUGGACCGAGAUGGUUAGGGCGACAAAAGACGCGUAAACAUGAGAGCCAACUGUCUGACUCCCCUGCUUCCAUUUGUCUGAUUGUGAAUAGGCCUAAUAUUUCAACAUAUUCUGCCAAUGCACAUUUGUUUAGAUAAUGCUAGGAAUAUUUCAAAUGAAUCACUUGCACUGGACAUAUUUUGUAUGGUUUAUGAAUUAGAUAUAGCCUACAAAAACAAUCCAUGGUCAAAAACAAACCUGUGAUUUAAAAUUAUGCUCUCACCCACUAUGGCAUUUUCCACGAAUGGUAGCAGAAUUUAAAUGGCUAUUCAAGUGUGCAUUUUCAAAUUGGAUGAGACUUGCCUAUAGCUCCAUGAGUUUAUUUUCUUAGAGACAUUAAUAGGUCUAAACUAAACAUAUUCUAAUGGUAUCCAUGAAGGCAGCCCUGUGUGCGUUAGACUGUCUUCCUUUGAGCUUUGUCUUCCUUCGAUUUAGGCUACUUAUUAAAAUAUUUAGGCUACAUAAUAGGCUAGUCGAUUUAUCAAACUCUCACUCACCUUAUUUUUAAACCUAGCCUAGCCUACUCAACGCUGAGCAUAGGUUUUCCUUCCAUUUCUGGCUGUGGAUGUGGAUGCCUGCAGGCCGAAGAAAAGCAAAUAAUCCGUAGACCUAUGUUUAUUUAGCUCACACCAAAUCCAACUGUCAAAUGAGGCAAAUAAACCCUUUUUUGUUUGUUUUUUAUCUGCAUAUUAUGCAGAGGCUGAAUAUAGAAGCUCUAUAAUGCCAGCCCUAUUAUUUCUUUAUUUCUGUCAGUUGCUCUUCCUCUUAUCUUCACUGUUGUUCACAUGGUUUCCACAUGGAGCAAAAUUGACCGUUUUGAUUGGACUAAACCCAUGUUCCCGUCUAGAGUCCUUUCAGAUACCCAAUCAAACCCAGGUUAAACUUUGACGUCACAUGUAUUCUGUGGGAUUGGUAGGUGUAUGUAUACACAAAUUAGGAUUAGAUCAAAAAAUAUAUUACAUUAACACAAUUCUGUCAUCAAUCUCAUAUUGGACAUUUUAUUAUACUGACAUUGCCAGAAAUGGGUUAAAACGUUUAUAGCCUAUGUUAGACAAUUAUACAUGUUAUUGUUUUUAUAUUGGACAUAAUUUGAGUAUUAUAUAUGCAUGUUAUUGUCUGCUGUAGCCUAAUAUAGCCUACUAAGUGAUAUUUCAAAAUUAGUAAUGAAUGAAUAGGCCUAUGUCUUGAAGAAAGAGUUUGUUGGUAUUUUUCAAUAAACCAUGUACAAAAUGGGUUUCCUGCUUUGUAGCACAAACAUCCAAAAUAAUCUGUAUGGAAUUUAUCCCAAAAGGCAUUGAGGGUGUCUUAAAAACCGUCCUCAUAUCAGCUGUUGAGAAAGUAAAAGACAGUGUUGGGUGAAGCUAUAGGCAUUUCCCCAAGUUUUACUAAACUUAAAAGAAAACUUUUUUUUUGUUGUAUUUUUGUUUUACAAUAAUCAACAGUAUGACUACAUUACUGUUUGCCAACAUUGACAGAUGAUUGGAAGCUGCAGGAUAUAGACAGGAGGGGAAGGUAGGCUAUGUGACAUGUUGUUUAUUCAUUCCCUGUUGUCUUGGGACUAGCUUGAUGUCACAAAUGUUACAGACCAAAACAAAAAAGUAUUUGUCUGACAGAAAUGACAGAAUCUAUAAUGUAAGGCCUAAUGUGUUAAAAAUAUAUAUUUCAUCAACAGAAUGUGAACAUGGAUAUGCCUCAACAUGCCCUGCAACUCAGAACAAGCAUCAUCAGAGACAACGGAAAUUCAAAAAUAAGAAAAUUGACAAUAUUCACAACAGGUAAAUUAAGCUUGUCAUAAUUAUUUAUAACUGUGUUAUUACAAAUACCCAUGUUAUUACAGUUGCAUGCUCACUCUAAUAUAUCUACUCUGGAUUGUUAAGUGGACCAUUCUGUAAUUUCUUGAUUUCUUGUUUAGAUUUUUUGAUUGUUUGUGUAUUUGUAUUGUAUUUGGAGACAUUCUAUUGCACUGUUGGAGCAAGUAACAUAAGCAUUUCUCUGCACCUGCUAUAACACCUGCAAAUCUGUGGACUUUGAUUUGAUAGCAUUUUGUUUUUUACCCGUUCUUCAUUAUUGGACUUGGAAGAAACAAAGUGCACCAAGACAGAAACUGUCAAACCAGUCUUUUAUAAAGCUUAUUGCUAACAUAUCUUGUUUUUGGAUUUCUGUCUAUAACAUAGAAAUAGAUAGAAGUCUCUAGUGCCCAAAAGCCAGUUUUAGCAUGGGCAGCACCACUUUCACCAUUUUGAAGUAGUAAACUGGGUGGGACUUCCUAUGGGUCAAGAAAGGAUCACAUGAUUCCAUCCGGGUCAUCAGGAGGGAUCAGCCAAUGAAUUAUACUUGUGAGCAAACAUUCCAUAACUGCAGGUGGCAGUAAAUCGUAAACCUUGGCUUUAUACCUGUUCAAACAACACACUUUAGGUGGCAGUAUGCACCGUUUCUGUUAGUUUGCUAACUCAUAGAAGUAGUAGAAGAAAAUGGACUACUUCAAAAUGGAAAUGGCCUCAAUGGCACUGCCCAUGCUCUCACAGAUGCCAUAAUAAGAUAGAUACAAUGAUGCGAUGUCUAUCUAAGUAUAUGGUCUAUAACCUGUCCAUUUUGUUUUACACCCAGAUCAGCACACAAUGAGCUGGAAAAAAAUAGGUGAGUCAGAAGGGGUUGUGACUGUGUUAGAGGCCAUUGCGAAUAUUUCCAUUGACAGUGGUUAUUGUUGAUCAAUUGAAGAUCUCUGCAAGUACUGAAUGUGCAUUCAUCUACCAUGUUCUUCUCUACUCUGAUUCCCCACCCGACUGUGAUUUGGUCCACAACUGUGUAACAUGGGGUAAAACACUUGAGUUACAUGAUAAUUAAUUAGUCAAAGAGAUAUAGGCCUAAUAUAUCUUAUGGUGCAUAACCUGUCUUGGUGCAUAUCAAACAUCAUAUCCACAUAAUAAUUCAACUGUGCAGACUGCUACAUGGUUUGAUAGUACACAAGUAACACAGGGGCACACACUUAAUAUGUUGUGAAAUCUGUUGUGAAUGUAUUGUAAUGUAAAAAAAAAAAAAUGUAUAACUGCCUUCAUUUUGCUGGACCCCAGGAAGAGUAGCUGCUGCCUUGGCAGCAGCUAAUGGGGAUCCAUAAUAAAUACAAAUACAGGGAUGUUGUUUUGCUACAAAUUUCGUAACAUUUUAUGUGGUGUGGCAAAUAGCUAUUUCCGGGGACUUUAUCUCCAGAGCCAGCUGUCUUUUCAAAAUGGAACCUCAAGCUGAUAAUCCAAAAUACUCUGGAGGCUGCAUUUAUUUAGCAUAUCCUGAUGUUAGGCUAAAUAUAUUGACCCAGAAUUUGAAAAUGUAAUACUGGCUUAUAAAGCGGCUUAUUUUACAGCUGGACUUCAAACAACACUUCUUUUAUCAACACCUUCACAAUGUCAAGUUUGUUUGUACAGUGGUGGUCAUUAGCAUGCUAGCAUCCUGGUGGUAGAGCAGAGAUGUAUGUUUUGCAAGGCAAAUCAGGGAGUUCAGUCCAGUACAGGUUGUUCUUGGAAGACAACCAUACAACGUGUCCACAGUUGGAACUGGAACUGCUUGUUUCAGACAGUGUGUUUCCCUCCACGUAAACUAAGCUUUUCUGUGCAUUGAAAAGCAGCUUAUUGCACAGGGCCUGAUCUUUGGUUCCAAUAAGAAGAACAUGUCAGGGCACGGUUCCCAAAAUACAGUGACAUGGGCUAAUAUGUAGAGAGCAGCUAGUGUGGGAAUCAUCAUAGAACACAGAAGAGGGAUGGCCCAGGCCUCUGGAUGAUAAUAGCUUAAUCUCAAAUUGCACUACAAAGGGGUUGGUCAUCAUUAGCGAGACAGGAGUUGUCAUCCCAAUUUAACCUACAUUUCAAUGCAUUUGAAUGUAAGGACAACACCCUUCCAAAUCUAGACACUAGGAUGUUCAGCAGCUCUGGGCCCAGACUAUAAGUAAUGUAUUAGCCUUUCUAUCCAACAAAAUGGAAAAUAAUAUAAAGGGUCUGCUUUUGUAGGUCAAUCAAUUACUAUACUGAACAAAAAUAUAAAUGCAACAUGUAAAGUGUUGGUCCCAAGUUUCAUGAGCUGAAAUAAAUGAUCCCAGAAAUGUUCCAUACGCACAAAAAGCUUAUUUCUCUCAAAGGUUGUGCACAAAUUUGUUUACAUCCCUGUUAGUGAGCAUUUCCCCUUUGCCAAAAUAAUCCAUCCACCUGAUCGGUGUGGCAUAUCAAGAAGUUGGGGACAAUAAUAAUAAAAAUGUGCAGUUUUGUCACACAACACAAUGCCACAGAUGUCUCAAGUUUUGAGGGCGCGUGCAAUUGGCAUGCUGACUGCAGGAAUGCCCACCAGAGCUGUUGCCAGAUAAUUUAAUGUCAAUUUCUCUACCAUAAGCCACCUCCAACGUCGUUUUAGAGAAUUUGGCAUUACGUCCAACCGGCCUCAGAACCGUAGACCAUGUGUAUGGCGUCGUGUGGGCGAGCGGUUUGCUGAUGUCAACGUUGUGAACAGAGUGCCCCAUGGUGGCCGUAGGGUUAUGGUAUGGGCAGGCAUAAGCUACGGACAACGAACACAAUUGCAUUUUACCGAUGGCAAUUUGAAUGCACAAAAAUACUGUGAUGAAAUCCUGAGGCCCAUUGUGAGGCCCAUUAUUUUUAAGGUAUCUGUGACCAACAGAUGCAUACUGUAUCUGUAUUCCCAGUCAUUUGAAAUCCAUAGAUUAGGGUUUAAUGAAUUUAUUUCAAUUGACUGAUUUCCUAAUAUAACUGUAACUCAGUAAAAUCGUUGAAAUUGUUGCAUGUUGAAUUUAUACUUUUGUUCAGUAUAAUAACCAGAUCAAUGACUAAUUACCUCCAAAGAUAUUCAUCCAUCGACGUAGAGGGGAUGGGAAUAGGGCCUCAUCAAAUCCAGGAAUUGCAUCUGGAUGUAGAGAGACCAUUCCUAUUAUUGGUUUCACUAAAGAGUAGUCCUCUGUUGUUUCUUCACCCUCUUAGACGAGCACAUCUCCGCCUGUGUUUGGAGAGGUUGAAGACACUGAUCCCACUGGGACCAGACUGCAGUCGGCACACUACCCUGGGGUUGCUCAACAAGGCCAAGGGGCACAUUAAGGUACUGUAGUCAACAAUGCCACCACGGUGGUGUCAUGGGGACCAUGGUGUUAUGGGAUCUGGUGAAUGGUUCAAUGGAAGCCCCUUGCCUAUGGAUAGAGAAGCUGUGUGCUCCAUGACCUGCCAUAGCACUGCAGCACACAAACACAAUGUGAUCUACUUCCUCAGCCUGCAAAUCACUUGCUACUCCUGGCUGCACACUUGUGGGCCUGGAAACGCAAGCAAAUGCAAUGGAAAUGGGGAUAUACCUUUAAUGGGUAUAACUGAUUUAUCAAACAUGAUUGGUUAGAAAGCUUUUAUUUUCCCUUUUAUCCAGGUGUAGAUGUAGUCUGGAACCUAUUUGUCACCCCCUUGUGAACUCUGAAAAAGUAUUUCUAAUUGAUCUGAGAAAUGUUUGGCACAUUGCUGUGUUUCAGAAUGAAAAUACAAAGUGAAAGAAAGAGUGGCUUGUAUGCUCAACCUUAACCAACCCAGCCAUUGCCCUUGUUUUCCUACAAGCAGAAAAUCCAGCUCUGCAUUUGGCCAUCGUACAAAAAUGUCAGGAAUUACUUUGCCACUACAGCCGUUUGGAUCUGUUGGUAUUUUUAGCCUGGUCUGAUGUGGAUAAAUUCACAUAUGAUUAUUCAGGCUCAGAAGAACACACACAGUUUGUCCCUCAAUCUUGAAUGGGCAGAAUUUGUGUUGUCGCAAAAGUAGAGUAAAAUAAAAAUAAAAACAUUAUUCAAUUUUAAAUCUGUUUGUAAAUGGCAGCUGUUGAAGAUUCUAUAAUUUGUACAGUAAAACGGAAUAUCUGUGAAUGACUGUACGACAGAGGGCUGUGUCAUACUAUGUGCAGAUGUCUGAUGAAAUUUGAUAAAUAGCUGCUCCUUAGCCUACACCAUUUAUUUAUAUGCAAGUAUUAUUCAUAAAAUACCAGUGGUGUAAAGUACUUAAGUAAAAAUACUUUAAAGUACUAGUUAAGUUGUUUUUUGGGUAUCUGUACUUUACUAUUUAUAUUUUGCCAACUUUUACUUCACUACAUUCCUAAAGAAAAUAAUGUACUUUUUACUCCAUACAUUUUCCCUGAUACCCAAAAGUACUUGUUACAUUUUGACAGGGAAAUGGUCCAAUUCACGCACUUAUCAAGAGAACAUCCCUGGUCAUCCCUACGGCCUCUGAUCUGGCGGACUCACUAAACACAAAUGCUUUGUUUGUGAAUUAUGUCUGAGUGUUCAAGUGUGCCCCUGGCUAUCCGUAAAUAAAUAAAAAUAUAUAUGUAUUGUGCUGUCUGGUUUGCUUAAUAUAAGGAAUUUUAAAUUAUUUAUACUUUUACUUUUAGAAAUUCCAUUUACUUUUGAUAUUGAAGUAUUUUACUGGGUUACUUUCACUUUUAUUUAAGUAAUUUUAUAUUAAGGCAUUUUACUUUUACUCAAGUAUGACAAUUGAGUACUUUUUCCACCACUGUAAAAUACCAACAAAUUCGAAGGGUAAUCCACACAUAAGGUUGAUUAACUUUCUCUCCUCUCUGUUUUUGUGUAGAAACUAGAGGAGAUGGACCGGAGGAGUCAGCACCAGCUGGAGAGCCUGGAGCGUGAGCAGAGGCACCUGCAGAGGCAGCUGGCCCACCUACAGAACCCUGGAGACGGAGACAGGGACAUGGUCCAUAUGGACAGCGUAGGUUCCCCUUUGGCCUCAGAACACUCGGACCGAGGUGAGCCAACCAUUCCACAGAGCUUAGUUACUCCCUGCAUAUUUCGUCUGACAGUGGCAAUGUUACAGUGCCUUCAGAUAGUAUUCAGACCCCACGUGUCCAAGUCUCCAAGUGUACAGUGUUUCCUCCGACACAUUGGUGCGGCUGGCUUCCGGGUUAAGCAGGCAUUGUGUCAACAAGCAGUGCGGUUCGGUUGGGUUGUGUUUCGGAGGACGCACGGCUCUCGACCUUCGCCUCUCCGGUGUCCGUACGGGAGUUGCAGUGAUGGGACAAGACUGUAACUACCAAUUGGAUACAUGAAAUUGGGGAGAAAAAGGAAAAACAAAAAAAAGGUAUUUAGACCCCUUUACGUUUUCCACAUUUUGUUGUGUUACAACCUGAAUUUAAAAUGGAUUAAAUAGAGAUUUAUUUUGUCAUAGGCCUACACACAAUACCCCAUAAUGUCAAAGUGGAAUUAUGUUUUAGACAUUUUUACAAAUUCAUAAAAAAUGAAAAGCUAAAAUGUUAUGGCAAGCCUAAAUAACUUCAGGAGUAAAAAUAUGCUGCAUGGACUCACUCUGUGUGCAAUAAUAGUGUUUAAAAUGUUUUUGGAUUGACUACCUCAUCUCUGUACCCACACAUACAAUUAUCUGUAAGGUCCAUCAGUCGAGCAGUGAAUUUCAGUGAAGACAGAUUAAACCACAAAGACCAGGGAGGUUUUCCAAUGCCUCUCAAAGAUGGGCAACUAUUGGUAGAUAGGUAAACAUAAAAAUUGAAUAUUCAUUUGAGCAUGGUGAAGUUAUUAAUUACACUUUGGAUGGUGUAUCAAUACACCCAAUCACUACAAAGAUACAGGGGUCAUUCCUAACUCAGUUGCCGGAGAGGAAGGAAACGGCUCAGGGAUUUCACCAUGAGGCCAAUGGUGACUUUAAAACAGUUACAGAGUUUAAAGGCUGUGAUAGGAGAAAACUGAGGAUGGAUCAACAAUAUUGUAGUUACUCCACAAUACUAACCUAAUUGACAGAGGGAAAGAAGCCUGUAUAGAAUACAAAUAUUCCAAAACAUGCAUAUUGUUUGCAACAAGGCACUUACAGUGAGGGAAAAAAGUAUUUGAUCCCCUGCUGAUUUUGUACGUUUGCCCAAUGACAAAGACAUGAUCAGUCUAUAAUUUUAAUGGUAGGUUUAUUUGAACAGUGAGAGACAGAAUAACAACAAAAAAAUCCAGAAAAACGCAUGUCAAAAAUGUUAUAAAUUGAUUUGCAUUUUAAUGAGGGAAGUAUUUGACCCCUCUGCAAAACAUGACUUAGUACUUGGUGGCAAAACCCUUGUUGGCAAUCACAGAGGUCAGACAUUUCUUGUAGUUGGCCACCAGGUUUGCACACAUCUCAGGAGGGAUUUUGUCCCACUCCUCUUUGCAGAUCUUCUCCAAGUCAUUAAGGUUUCAAGCCUGACAUUUGGCAACUCGAACCUUCAGCUCCCUCCACAGAUGUUCUAUGGGAUUAAGGUCUGGAGACUGGCUAGGCCACUCCAGGACCUUCAUGUGCUUCUUCUUGAGCCACUCCUUUGUUGCCUUGGCCGUGUGUUUUGGGUCAUUGUCAUGCUGGAAUACCCAUUUACGACCCAUUUUCAAUGCCCUGGCUGAGGGAAGGAGGUUCUCACCCAAGACUUGACAGUACAUGGCCCGUCCAUCGUCCCUUUGAUGCGGUGAAGUUGUCCUGUCCCCUUAGCAGAAAAACACCCCCAAAGCAUAAUGUUUCCACCUCCAUGUUUGACGGUGGGGAUGGUGUUCUUGGGGUUGAUAGGCACCAUUCCUCCUCCUCCAAACACGGCGAGUUGAGUUGAUGCCAAAGAGCUCGAUUUUGGUCUCAUCUGACCACAACACUUUCACCCAGUUCUCCUCUGAAUCAUUCAGAUGUUCAUUGGCAAACUUCAGACGGGCCUGUAUAUGUGCUUUCUUGAGCAGGGAGACCUUGCGGGCGCUGCAGGAUUUCAGUCCUUCACGGCGUAGUGUGUUACCAAUUGUUUUCUUGGUGACUAUGGUCCCAGCUGCCUUGAGAUCAUUGACAAGAUCCUCCCGUGUAGUUCUGGGCUGAUUCCUCACCGUUCUCAUGAUCAUUGCAACUCCACGAGGUGAGAUCUUGCAUUGAUCCCCAGGCAGAGGGAGAUUGACAGUUAUUUUGUGUUUCUUCCAUUUGCGUAUAAUCGCACCAACUGUUGUCACCUUCUCACCAAGCUGCUUGGCGAUGGUCUUGUAGCCCAUUCCAGCCUUGUGUAGGUCUACAAUCUUGUCCCUGACAUCCUUGGAGAGCUCUUUGGUCUUGGCCAUGGUGGAGAGUUUGGAAUCUGAUUGAUUGAUUGCUUCUGUGGACAGGUGUCUUUUAUACAGGUAACAAGCUGAGAUUAGGAGCACUCCCUUUAAGAGUGUGCUCCUAAUCUCAGCUCGUUACCUGUAUAAAAGACACCUGGGAGCCAGAAAUCUUUCUGAUUGAGAGGGGGUCAAAUACUUAUUUCCCUCAUUAAAAUGCAAAUCAAUUUAUAACAUUUUUGACAUGGGUUUUUGUGGAUUUUGUUGUUGUUAUUUUGUCUCUCACUGUUCAAAUAAACCUACCAUUAAAAUUAUAGACUGAUCAUUUCUUUGUCAGUCGGCAAACGUACAAAAUCAGCAGGAGAUCAAAUACUUUUUUCCCUCACUGUAAGUAAUACUGCAUAAAAUGUGGCAAAGCAAUUAACCUUUUGUCCUGAAUACAAAGUGUUAUGUUUGGGGCAAAUCCACAAUACAUUACUGCAUACCACUCUCCAUAUUUUCAAGCAUAGUGGUGGCUGCAUCAUGGUAUGGGUAUCCUUGUAAUUGUUAAGGACUGGGGAAUAUUUCAGGAUAAAAAAAUUUACGGAAUGGAGCUAAGCACAGGCACAAUCCUAGAGGAAAACAUGGUUCAGUCUGCUUUCCACCAGACACUGGGAGGUGAAUUCACCUUUCAGCUGGACAAUAACCUAAACAAGUCCAUCUACAUUGGAGUUGCUUACCAAGAAGACAGUGAAUGUUCCUGAGUGGCCGAGUUACAGUUUUGACUUAAAUCUACUUGAAAAUCUAUGGCAAGACCUGAAAAUGGUUGUCUAGCGAUGCUCAACAACCAAUUUGACAUAGCUUGACGAAUUUUGAAAAUAAUAAUGGGCAAAUGAUGCACAAACCAGGUGUGGAAAGCUCAUAGAGACAUACCCAGAAAGGAUGCUUCUACAAAGUAUUGAUUGACUCAGGGGUGUGAAUACUUAUGUAAAUUAGAUAUUUCUGUAUUUCAAAAUCAAUUUAAUCCAUUUUGAAUUCAGGCUGUAACACAACAAAAUGUGGAAAAAGUCAUGGGGUGUGAAUACUUUCUGAAGGCACUGUAUACAGUGGCUUGCGGAAGUAUUCACCCCCCUUGGCAUUUUUCCUAUUUUGUUGCCUUACAACCUGGAAUUAAAAUGGGGGUUUGUAUCAUUUGAUUUACACAACGUGCCUACCACUUUGAAGAUGCAAAAUAAUUUUUAUUGUGAAACAAACAAGAAAAAGACAAAAAAACAGAAGACUUGAGCGUGCAUAACUAUUCACACAGGUGGACUUUAUUUAACUAAUUAUGUGACUUCUGAAGGUAAUUGGUUGCACCAGAUCGUAUUUAGGGGCUUCAUAGCAAAGGGGGUGAAUACAUAUGCACGCACAACUUUUCCGUUAUUUAUGUUUUAGAAUUUUUUGAAACAAGUCAUUUUUUUUCAUUUCACUUUACCAAUUUGGACUAUUUUGUGUAUGUCCAUUAUAUGAAAUCCAAAUAAAAAUCAAUUUAAAUUACAGGUUGAAAUGCAACAAAAUAGGAAAAACGCCAAUGGGGAUGAAUACUUUUGCAAGGCACAGUACUUCCUCAAAGUAGUCAGAAUUAAUCUAAGAUAAAUCAAGAAAUCUGCCAGUAAUUUUGACGUUUUUGCCGAGGUCUUAGUUGUGAAAUUUGACAUCUAACUUAGAUGUUUGGUGCAGUAUUUCUCAAGUAAAAAAAUGUGUUUCUCAUUGAACAACAACAAACACUUGAAUAAGAAUCCCUACUAUUCAAAUUAAAUGAAAUUGUAUUUAUCACAUCUGCCGAAUACAACAGGUGUAGUAGACCUUACCAUGCUUACUUAUGAGCCCUUAAAACCAACAAUGCAGAGUUUUAAAAAAGUAAGUAAGAAAAAUUUGCUAAACUAAGGAAAAAAUAGUAACACAAUAAAAAUAUAUACAAGGGCUACCGGUACCGAGUCAAUGUGCAGGGGUACAGGUUAGUCGAGAUAAUGGAGGUAAUAUGUACAUGUCGGUAGGGGUAAAGUGACUAUGCAUAGAUAAUAAAAACAGAGAGUAGCAGCAGUGUGACCAAUUGUUGACCAAUCACAGACGAAGGAGCGAAGACCAAAAUGAACAAAAACGUCACAAAAUGUCAUCAUAAUAUAUGCACAACUGUUACAGAUGGGAUGCGGAUGCCUUUAGAAGAUUUUAUGUAGAGAAAUAUGUUUCAUACAUGUAGUUAUAUAUAAUACCACAAGAGGGCAGGCUAACCUACAAAAUCUAUGUAAUCAUUUUUUAAUUCAGUCUGUAACUCAACAAAAUGUGGAAUAAGUCAAGGGGUAUGAAUACUUUCUGAAGGCACUGUAUAUUAUACUAAGAAACAGUUUGGUUCAGUUCCAUUUCAAACCGGUUAAUAGAAUUUACAUUUGUUACAGUCUAUAAUGUAGAAUUGGGUGUCAUCAAGCAUUAGUUGUCAAUCAAUACGAUUAUCUUAUUACUAAGCGUGGGAUGAUCAUUAUAAAAUAUUUUCCUCUCACCCCAAUUUCUGUAGAAGAGAUCGAGGUGGAUGUGGAAAGCACUGAGUUCUCCCAUGGAGAGUUGGACAGUAUCAGCACCAGUGGCUGCAGUGACUUGGAUGACCACAGCAGUCGGCAGAGCCUGGCCAGCGACGAGGGCUACUCCACCUGCAGUCUUAAACAGACCUUUUCCUCCUAAGAACCAGCCUGAAGUUCCUCAUCCACAGCUGCAGUCUAAACUGGCCUUCUCCUAAGAACCAGCCUAAAACUCCACUCCACCUGCAGUCUAUAACUGGUACUGUACAAAGAACCAGCCUGAAGUUCAACUCCUCUUGAAGUCUAAAACUGGACCUCUCCUCUUAUGAACCAGCCUAAAUAUCAACCACCUGUAGUCUAAACUAGCCUUCUCCUCCUAAGAACCAGUUUAAAGCUAAACCCCACCUGCAGUUUUAAAGUGGACUAAUCCUACUACAACAACUGUAAAUCUUGCCUCUGAUGUGGGCGACUGCACCUACAGUCUAAUGUUACCCGUAUCCUCCUAAAGCCAGCACAAAACCCCCACAUAAAACCAGCCAGAAGCUCACCAGUGCCACUCCCCCCACCACCCCACACACACUUUGGAAACCCCUAGUAGAUGACCCUCUAGGAAAAAACAAUUCUCAUUACUCACCAAGCAAGUCACUAGCGCUUCUAUAUCUGCACUCCAAACCAGCUCUAAUACGGUACCUACAGCUUGAAUAAACCACAAUUACACCCAAAAUCUUUAACACAAGUCACCAAUGUUAUUCCUAAUUUAUUAGAAUAUAAUUGAGAAAUGUAUUUAUUUUUCCAAUAUUUAUCGUGUUGUACUGUAUGUCUUGGUCACACCUGAAUUAUGAAAUGAAAAAUAUUAUUUAGAUGUUUUGACAACUGUAAAGUGAAGUUUUAUAUAAGUCUGUUGUGGUUUUGAACUGAGCAUUGUUUGACAAGUUAUCCUAGACAAAAGCUAGUGCAAUGGUACAGGACAGGCUAAAUGUUUCACUCAGUGGCCUCUUUUGUGAGAUGAUUGACAUCUAUCCCCCUUGAGAUUUCAAAAGUAAUGUUUGUAUACAGUAAGCAGCUAUAAUAAGCUAUCCCGCACUUCCCAAGCACAAUUCUGAAGCAAUAACACUUUUUGCCAGUUAUGUCAACUCUUCAGUUGGCUGUUUUUGGCACACAAUUUUGUCCGUCCAACACCAAAUUUAACAUGCUCAUUUAGUAUGCAACUUCAAUAGAUGUAUUAAUUACAAAUAGUAAUCAAUAGUAAGAUAACAUGGCUGUAAAAGUUGGAACAAAAAAGUAAUGGUGCAUGUGUAUUGAAUGUAGCUUUCAAUUUUGUUGUCAUGUGCUUUGGAUUGACCAGUUGAGGGCGCAUGUCUUUGUAGCAUGAACAAUAGCACAUGGAGGAAUUUAAAUUAUGAGUUUUGAAUCGCAUCCUUAUUUAGUAACUUAUUUUUUGUAAUGUAGUUGAGAAGCAUUCCAAAGUUAAAACCCUGAAACUGUAUAUUUUGAGUAUUUGUCUACAAAAAUCACUUUCCCAUGAUUAUUCCACU